This is a messenger RNA of Anopheles nili, 1075 nucleotides long. Its product is annotated as probable RNA-binding protein EIF1AD. The coding region runs from base 236 to 736 and encodes 166 amino acids. The transcript has 2 exons. Gene Ontology annotation, biological process: translational initiation. Gene Ontology annotation, cellular component: nucleus. NCBI's taxonomy places the organism in Eukaryota, Metazoa, Arthropoda, Insecta, Diptera, Culicidae. Gene Ontology annotation, molecular function: RNA binding; translation initiation factor activity. The record is from RefSeq and is a predicted model, not a curated record.
CUGCAAUUCAACCAUUAAAAUACAGAAAAACUGUUAGCUUUGACGUUUACAGUGUCACAGGAUGAGCACGCUCCAUUGUUUCGCGAACUCUUCUGGGAUUUGAGUAUAAAAACAAGAUAAUUUGGUGUAUGGUGUUAAGCCAAUGCAAUAUCCCACAGUGAAGAUAAGACACGACGUCGCUAGAUGUUACUUGGAAAGUAAUUCUAAAUACCACUAAUUGGAUUGCAAUUGGAACAUGUCACGUGUUACGAAAAUUAAACACGUUCUAAAGGAACAAGAGGCAGACGAUUACGAAGUGCCGAAAGAAAAUCAGCGCAUCGUCCGCAUCGUGGCUAGCAGGGGGAACAAUUUGCAUGAAGUCGAAACUGCAGAAGACAACGAAGAAAGCUUUCUAGUAUCAAUGCCUGUAAAGUUUCGCAAAAAUGUGUGGGUAAAGCGAGGCAAUUUUGUACUGAUUGAACCAAUAGAGGAAGGCAAUAAGGUGAAGGCCGAAAUAUGCCGAAUUUUGACACCGACGCACAUCAAGAUCUUUGAAAAGGAAGGUGUUUGGCCUCGAAAGUUUAGCAAAAAGCGAGAAUUAGAAGAAAACUUGGACGAGGAUGGACUAUUUCGAAAUACCAACCGGAAAUUUGUUGCUCAAAGCUCAGAUGACGAUGACGACGAAGAUGAGGAUGAGGAUAGCGCGAUUGAUGAAGAUGAAGAUGAUAGCAUUAACGACGAUAGAUGUAACAAAUAAAGCAUCUAGAGCACCAAAAUGAUGUCCCUAAUGCAUGGCUAAACUCUUGAUUCGAAUGCACGUUUUCUGGCAUAACGGCGUACAAUGCGUUUAUUAGUUUAUAAGAUGGAAUUAUCAAUUAUACACGUGUAUGUACAUUUGUAAUUGCGUAUGCUUAAUUUUAUUUGAAAGAAUGAUUGUUUAUCAAUCAUUUAGCACUCUUUCAUAUUUUAGCUUUGGCUUUUGCGAGAGACAGAGCGAGCGAUGAGAAUAGAACGUAACAAUACGUUUCGACCUAUUGACGUAGAAGUAAAACUCCUUUGUACGGUUGAUUCAAACGUUGCGUACCAACGCUGUCUA